This is a messenger RNA of Cicer arietinum (chickpea), 1441 nucleotides long. Its product is annotated as aquaporin SIP1-2-like. Gene Ontology annotation, cellular component: membrane. Gene Ontology annotation, molecular function: water channel activity. Gene Ontology annotation, biological process: transmembrane transport. NCBI's taxonomy places the organism in Eukaryota, Viridiplantae, Streptophyta, Magnoliopsida, Fabales, Fabaceae. The record is from RefSeq and is a predicted model, not a curated record.
GCUGACUAUGAAAUGGUCUGGUCCACGUUAGAUCCCACGAAUCUGAUUAGGUGAAUCACUCGCAUCGUCUUCUUCAAUUCAUUUCCAAUUCUUAUCACAAUUCACCCAUUCACACAAAGACCCUUUCCCCUAAUUCCUUCUCUCUCUUUUCAAAGCCACUGCUCCAUCUAUAACUCCUCACCGAACAGACACACACACACACACAAACAAUCGACAAAAACAAAAUCAACCACAACCUUUUCGAAGAUGGUCAGUGCUAUAAAGUCAGCAAUUGGAGAUGCAGUGUUGACUUUCAUGUGGGUGUUUUGUUCUUCCAUGUUGGGGAUAGUUACAAAUGCUAUAACCAAAUCCCUCGAUCUUCAAGACGUUUCGUACAAUGGUUUUCCAUACCCUUCUUUCAUUGUCAUCACUACGCUUGUUUUUCUCCUUGUUUUUUUGUUUACCUUAAUUGGUAGUGCAAUGGGUGGUGCUAGCUUUAACCCUACCGGGACUGCUUCGUUUUAUGCUGUUGGUCUUGGUUCUGAUACGCUUUUCUCAAUGGCUCUUCGUUUCCCUGCUCAGGCACUUGGUGCUGCUGGCGGUGCAAUGGCAAUUUCGGAGUUGAUUCAUCCGAAAUACAAGCACAUGAUCGGGGGACCUUCUUUGAAAGUGGACUUGCAUACUGGUGCUGUUGCUGAAUUGGUUUUGACAUUUGUGAUUACUUUUAUUGUCCUCUGCAUAUUCCUCAAGGGCCCUCGUAACGAGUUAAUGAAGAUUUGGUUGCUGGCCAUGUCAACCGUCACUUUGGUCAUGGCUGGUGGUGCUUACACUGGUCCAUCCAUGAACCCGGCCAAUGCAUUUGGUUGGGCAUACAUAAACAACCGGCACAACACAUGUGACCAAUUCUAUGUAUACUGGAUUUGUCCUUUCACUGGAGCAAUAUUGGCUGCUUGGCUAUUUCGCGCUAUCUUCCCCCCACCAGAAGUAAAACAGAAAAAAGCAUGAAGAGGCAUCAAUGAUAGCUUUGUUUCUUAUGUCACAAGUUGUCAAAUAUCAAAGCAUCAUGCUAGCCUUAUUUUAUAUCAUUUCUUGUUCAUUCUCUCUUAUGUUUCUGUUGGGGCCUCCUCCAUCUUUCAGAUCAUAAUGGAACGUGUUUCAUCAAGCACAAUAUCAAUUUGAAACUGUUAGUGCUAAAUUAUUGGGUUGAGCAUGACCCAUAUAUUCAGUUACUAAUUAGAAAUAUUUAAUAAAGAUUUAAAUAGUAUCUAGGCUGGAUAUUGAUUUGUUUCACAUUGUUGAUUCGUUUCUGGAAAAACCCAAGUUCUGUUUGCUUAAAAACUUUAGGGAUUAUUUUGAUGCAUUGAGACUUGAUGGGGUUUUCUUCUCCUUAUUGAGUUUGUUUGUAGUACUAUUUUGUUUUUGGCCCUUUGGUCAUCCUUAUAAAAGAUAAAUAAAUAACUUA